UUUAGGGUUUAUAGUUUUCCGUGAGUGGAUGGCUGGAACAUUCAUGGCGCACAAUGCCGCGCUCGCUGUGGCGUCUCCUUCGAGCUCGCAGAGCUCGUUCUGGGGGCGCAAUCAGGAUUGCGGUCGGAUUUCAACUGCGAAAUCAUCGACGAGCCAGGGGAGAGGAUUCAGCUUACAAGUCAAUGCAUCCUCACGGGUGGACAAAUUCUCAAAGAAGGAUGUGAUUGUCUCACCAUCGAUCCUUUCUGCGAAUUUCUCGAAGCUGGGAGAACAGGUUAAAGCAGUGGAAGCAGCAGGAUGUGAUUGGAUCCAUGUAGAUGUCAUGGAUGGAAGGUUUGUUCCAAACAUAACAAUCGGCCCUCUGGUUGUGGAUUCCUUGAGACCUGUCACUGAUCUUCCUCUCGACGUGCACUUGAUGAUCGUGGAGCCCGAGCAAAGAGUUCCCGAUUUCGCGAAAGCGGGUGCUGAUAUCAUCAGUGUCCACUGUGAGAAUGCUUCCACUAUCCAUUUACAUCGUACCAUCAAUCAAAUUAAAGAUCUCGGCUGUAAAGCUGGUGUUGUUUUAAACCCGGCCACGCCAUUGGGAGCCAUCGAGUACGUGCUUGAAGUUGUGGACUUGGUGCUGAUCAUGUCAGUAAAUCCCGGUUUUGGAGGACAGAGCUUCAUCGAGAGCCAAGUAAAGAAGAUCUCUGACUUGAAGAGGUUGUGCGCUGAGAAGGGAGUAAACCCGUGGAUCGAGGUUGAUGGUGGAGUAACUCCCUCAAAUGCUUACAAGGUGAUUGAAGCUGGUGCGAAUGCCGUUGUAGCAGGAUCAGCAGUUUUUGGUGCCAAGAGCUACUCAGAAGCGAUCAAAGGCAUCAAAACAAGCAAAAAGCCGGUGGCAGUUGCCGCUUGAGCUGCCGAGAAAAUGGAGAAUUUUGUUCCGGUCGUUCUCCAUGCAUCGAUGGCUACCGCGCUACAGGAAAUAAUAAUAAUGUGGUGGUGGCUUAAGGUUUGUAGAUAUAUCAUAACGUUGUAAUCCAAGGUGUAUGUAAGGUAUCAUCAAAAUCUCACAAGAACCUCGCAAAUGGCUCUAUCUUUUAAAAGAACUA
This is a messenger RNA of Selaginella moellendorffii, 1091 nucleotides long. Its product is annotated as ribulose-phosphate 3-epimerase, chloroplastic. NCBI's taxonomy places the organism in Eukaryota, Viridiplantae, Streptophyta, Lycopodiopsida, Selaginellales, Selaginellaceae. Gene Ontology annotation, cellular component: cytosol. The transcript has 9 exons. Gene Ontology annotation, biological process: pentose-phosphate shunt; carbohydrate metabolic process; pentose-phosphate shunt, non-oxidative branch. Gene Ontology annotation, molecular function: metal ion binding; D-ribulose-phosphate 3-epimerase activity. The record is from RefSeq and is a predicted model, not a curated record. The coding region runs from base 29 to 895 and encodes 288 amino acids.